UUUUCCUUUCGUUGCAAAACUAAAACCCCCACUCAUUCACUCUCUCUCUCUCACAACACCUGCUCUACAACCCCACUCUCAAGUCUCUCUCUCUCUCUCUGCUUCAGUUGCAGAGAAACAAUGGCGAACACCACCCAUUUCAUCGGACGUUUAGUUUUCUCUCUCAUUAUCCUCCAUUUAUCUGUUCUUGAAGCUUCUUUGAACUCCGAUUUGGAAGCUCUAAUGGCGUUCAAAGCAAACUCUGACACAACAAACAAGCUCAUCAACUGGAACUCGACCUCCCACCCAUGCACAUUUACUGGGGUCUCCUGUAUCCGCAACAGGGUAUCACGUCUCGUUCUCGAGAAUCUCGGUCUCCGAGGCUCCUUCGAACCACUCACCGCUCUAACCCAGCUCCGGGUUCUGAGCCUCAAGAAAAACCGUCUCUCGGGUCCCAUUCCCGAUCUGUCUAACGUCACGACCUUGAAACUGCUGUUCCUAUCCUACAACGAUUUCUCCGGCGCGUUUCCGGCGUCUGUAGCUUCGCUCUUCCGGCUUUACCGUCUCGAUCUGUCUUUCAACAACUUGACGGGAGAGAUUCCGGCGGCUGUCAACCGUUUGACCCACCUGCUGACCCUCCGGCUCGAAGAGAACAGGUUUUCCGGUUCCAUUUCGGGUCUGAACCUUCCGAGUCUGCAGGACUUCAAUAUUUCCGGGAACCGUUUCUCCGGAAAAAUACCCAAAUCUUUGUCGUCUUACCCGGAAUCCGCGUUCGCUCAAAACGCAGCCCUAUGUGGAUCUCCAAUGCAGAAUUGUACGGAUAUUGCGAGCGACCCGACCAGACCCGGAUCCGAUGGAGCCGUAGCAUCGCCAUUAAUUCCGAACACCAACCCAACGAUAGUAGCGUCAUCGCCGAGUUCAUUACCCAUGAACUCAUCGCCUCAGAAAUCGUCGAGCACCCACCGCAAUGGAACAACGAAAAUAAGCCCAAUAGCACUGAUAGCCAUUAUAGUCGGCGAUGUUUUGGUCCUAAUCAUAAUCUCUCUCCUCCUCUACUGCUACUUCUGGCGGAACUACGCCGCCAAAACCCGAGACGGGAAGGGCUCGAAGCUCCUCGAAAGCGAAAAGAUCGUCUUUUCUUCAAGCCCAUACCCGGCCCAACCCGGGUUCGAGAGGGGACGAAUGGUGUUCUUUGAGGGAGUGAAACGAUUCGAGCUCGAAGACCUGCUCCGAGCAUCGGCGGAGAUGUUGGGAAAAGGAGGGUUCGGGACGGCGUACAAGGCGGUUCUAGACGAUGGCAACGUUGUGGCGGUGAAGAGGCUUAAAGACGCGCAGGUAGGAGGGAAGAGAGAGUUCGAGCAGCACAUGGAGGUAUUGGGUCGGCUUAGACAUCCCAAUAUUGUCAGCUUGAGAGCUUAUUAUUUUGCGAGGGAAGAGAAGCUCUUGGUCUAUGAUUAUAUGCCCAAUGGAAGCCUAUUUUGGCUGCUUCAUGGUAAUAGAGGACCUGGUCGAACCCCACUUGACUGGACCACGAGGCUAAAGAUCGCAGCGGGAGCGGCACGAGGUUUGGCUUUCAUUCAUAACCCCUGCAGAUCCCUUAGACUCACCCACGGCAAUAUCAAAUCCACGAACAUCCUAAUUGACCAAAUGGGUAAUGCCCGGGUCUCGGAUUUCGGACUAUCCGUAUUCGCUUCUCCACCCGCCACCUCAUCUGGUCCACGAUCCAACGGUUACCGUGCGCCCGAGUCAAUGGACAGUCGAAAACUCACGCAGAAAUCCGAUAUCUUCUCCUUUGGUGUUCUCCUUCUGGAGCUGCUGACUGGGAAAUGCCCAUCCGUGGUGGAUAGCAGUGGGCCCGGGUGUGGCUAUGGUGGGGUCGUGGACCUUCCUAGGUGGGUCCAGUCCGUUGUGAGAGAGGAAUGGACGGCUGAGGUUUUUGAUCUGGAGUUGAUGAGGUACAAGGAUAUUGAAGAGGAAAUGGUGGGACUGUUGCAGGUUGCUAUGGCUUGUACAUCGCCUACGCCUGAUCAACGCCCUAGGAUAAGCCACGUUGUCAAGAUGAUCGAUGAGAUACGUGGGGUCGAGGUGUCACCGAGUCAUGAUGCGUUGGACUCGGUGUCCGAGUCACCUUCUUUGUCGGAGGACACGUGUGGAACGAGUCAGUGAAAGAAGGGUUGACAGUUGAGAAUUGAGCAUUGAGAAGAGGAGCUUAUUAUGUAAUGCAGUACCAACUACCAACGACAGAAGUGGAAGCAUGUGGGAAUGUAAAAAAUUUUCCCUUUUUGUUUUUGAAAACUGUUUUUGUUUCUUAUUUGUUGGUGUUUUUGCUUUAUAAUUUUGAGGUAGUCUAUGAUUUGAGGGAUGUUAAUACAUGAUAUAGAAAUGAGUUUACAAGACUGAAAAAAAGAAA
Molecule: messenger RNA, 2389 nt
Organism: Ziziphus jujuba (common jujube)
Lineage: Eukaryota; Viridiplantae; Streptophyta; Magnoliopsida; Rosales; Rhamnaceae
Product: probable leucine-rich repeat receptor-like protein kinase At1g68400
Exons: 2
Coding region: 121-2145 (674 amino acids)
Biological process (GO): protein phosphorylation
Molecular function (GO): protein binding; protein kinase activity; ATP binding
Source: RefSeq, a predicted model, not a curated record